AUGGCUGCUCUUAUCACCGACCUGGACGAACAUGCCAGACGUCUUGCACGUGACAUACAACAGCACUGCACCAACGCUCAAACCCGCCUUAACAACGUCCUCAAACAGACUGAUAUCCAACCCAAAGCAGCACUCUACUCCCUCCUCCUCUUCGCCGCAUUCACAUACUUCACCAUCGCCGUCACCAACUUAAUUCGCGCCCGCCGCCUCACUUCCUCCCGUCCCAGCACCCCCAACCUCGAAAAGCGCUCCCCGUUCAAAGCCCCAGACCGGCCUCCAGGCGUAUGGCUUCCCUCAGACUUCACCCGCCCCCCAGCAACGCCUUAUCCCUCUUUCGACCUAAGCACCACGAAACCGUUACCGUAUCGACCGUUUCGCCACGGCCCGAAGUACAACAUCACGAUGGGACUGAGGAAUAUGCAGUGGGAUGAAUGGAUUGAGCUGGAUAAUCAGUAUAUGGAGUUUCAUAGGUUGAAGGCGGAGAGGAUAGAAGAGCGAGGAGGGAAAUGUGUUAAAACAGCUCCGGAAGCGAGGGCUGCGGUGGUGGAGUUACUCGAGGAACUAUGCUUCUACCUACCACAACGUUAUCCCACCGUCUUCCAGAAGAUAAGUCAUAGUGAAAAGAUGGGUGAAGAGAAGGCCGCGAGAAAGAUUCAGAAUCUAGCCACGGGCGAGAUCUUCGACAUCGCAAGACUAGAAAGGAAUGGCGUGAAGGAAGAUGCGAUGGCGUUGUGUGCGAGGUUGGUUCAAGACGAUCUUGCGAUCAUGGUAGAGAAGGAGGAUGGACAUUUCAAAACCAAGCUCGAAAAGCCAAUGUCCAACUUCUUCCGGCGCAUCCAACCGCAAUCCCCCGUUUUGCGAAACAACUACUUUAUCCAAGUCGACGACAACCUCGCGUGGAGCUCUAGUAUAGGACCUGAAGAUACCACAGAAGAAGAGGGGGGUGUUGGGUGGUUUACAGCGGAGAAGAAUAAAGCGGUUGAGCAUCAUUGGUUUAGGAGUGAGAGGCAGAGUUUGAGACGCCUCCCCAAAUCCGGCGGCGUAGUCUUCACAAUCCGGACCUACUUCCACCCCAUUACGGAGAUCGCACAGGAGCCCUACGUACCGGGUAGACUGGCCAGUGCGAUCCGUUCUUGGGGGGACGAUGUGAGUCGGUACAAGGGGAAGGAGAUGUAUGGGGAUGUGCUGUUGGAGUAUCUAGAUAGGAGACAUCAGGAGCAGGUGGAGGCGGGGUUGGAUGUUGGGGCUGAAGAGGGGGUGAGGGGGUAUCCCUUUUGA
This is a messenger RNA of Alternaria arbusti, 1278 nucleotides long. RefSeq lists its product as uncharacterized. Bases 1 to 1278 code for a protein of 425 amino acids. The record is from RefSeq and is a predicted model, not a curated record. NCBI's taxonomy places the organism in Eukaryota, Fungi, Ascomycota, Dothideomycetes, Pleosporales, Pleosporaceae. The transcript has 3 exons.